This is a messenger RNA of Theileria equi strain WA, 851 nucleotides long. RefSeq lists its product as hypothetical. The record is from RefSeq and is a predicted model, not a curated record. The transcript is spliced from 2 exons. Bases 138 to 851 code for a protein of 237 amino acids. NCBI's taxonomy places the organism in Eukaryota, Apicomplexa, Aconoidasida, Piroplasmida, Theileriidae.
CCAUGAAUUAUUUCUUAUUUAGUAGCAUUUACAAGCACACACUCCUAUCCAUUGUACCUCCCUGCCACUUUUUUAAAAUGUAGACGUUACAUACAAGCUGAUUUGCACGAUUAGCCGCUGAGUUUGUAUCUUCUGAUAUGAACAUUUUCUGUUUGCUGUACAUACUCUGCGUAACAGAUGUUUUUAGCUACAUACUGACAGGUUUAAACAGCCAUGCAAGAAAUGGCCGAGUUUGGAUGUCUUGGGGGUAUCCUAUCUUUGAUGAUGGACCCAGGCGCAAAAGAAGACGCAAAGUCGACCAAGCGUUUGAAAGAGGACCGAUGAGGAUUAACACACCGCUAAUCUAUCAGUAUGCCAACAGACUUGCCCAGAACACGUAUCACGUCCCAGGGUAUGGCAUCUUGCCUUAUAUCCAGGAAGAAGGUUUAGGAGCUUCGGAAGACGUCUAUACCAGCCCUGAAACUGCCUGCGGAGGUAUUGACAUAGAUGAGGAGGAGUUUGAGAAAAUCAAGAGUGUUUACAAAAUUUUUAAUGAUAACGGCUGCGGUGUAUUAAAGAUAAUUGGCGCCAAAUCGCAGCAUUUUGCAUUCCUAUACAGUGGACCAAUAAAGGAAAAACACGGAAUAAAGUGUUAUCUCAGGUUUUUAAUAAACAGGGUGUAUCCAGGUUCAAAGGUGACAGUACUCACUGAUCUAUCGAGCGAGGAGUCUAUUAUAUCAAAGGGUGUAGAUGACAAACUAUUUGGAAAGCAAAAGAGAAUGAUGAUCACUGGCAGAGACUAUUACGAAUCACAUGACGAUGGUCUUCCAAGUGAUACGGGACCAAUUAAGAAGUUCGACAUGCUCACAUAA